Messenger RNA from Urocitellus parryii (Arctic ground squirrel), 3870 nucleotides. RefSeq names its product zinc finger protein 385C (gene Znf385c). Gene Ontology annotation, molecular function: zinc ion binding; nucleic acid binding. The record is from RefSeq and is a predicted model, not a curated record. Gene Ontology annotation, cellular component: nucleus. Lineage: Eukaryota; Metazoa; Chordata; Mammalia; Rodentia; Sciuridae.
CGGACCGCGGGGUGCAGCCGGCUCGCGUCGGGAGUCCGCGCCGGACUCGGCACCGCGCUCCUGGCUCCGCACCCCCGGCCGACGCGCUGCCGGGACUGAGCCGGCAGGAGGGGACGCGCCGCGYGGUCCCCUGUAGAUGGUUAGGUAUGAAGCGGCCAUUGAGCCCAUCUCCCCUGGGUGAGAAGGAGCCCCCAACAUCUGGAUCUACUGAGUGCCCCCCUCGGCCCCCAGAACCACCGAAGCCCAAGCGGGAGAGAAAACGGCCGUCGUACACGCUCUGUGAUGUCUGCAACAUCCAGCUGAACUCUGCAGCCCAGGCCCAGGUGCACUGUGGGGGGCGGGCCCACCAGAGGCGGCUGCGGCAGCUCAGCUUGGGGAAGACCCCCUCGGGGCCAGCAGGCCCAGCCUCCAGUGCCCCCAGCCCCCUGCUGGCCUCCUUGCCCCUGCCCACUCGGCCUCUGCAGCCCCCGCUGGACUUCAAGCACUUGCUCGCCUUCCACUUCAAUGGCACCGCCCCGCUCAGUCUCUUCCCCAACUUCAGCACGAUGGACCCAGUCCAGAAAGCUGUCAUCAGCCAUACAUUUGGGGUCCCCUCCCCUCUGAAGAAGAAGCUCUUCAUUUCCUGUAACAUCUGUCACCUGAGGUUCAACUCAGCGAACCAGGCUGAAGCACAUUAUAAAGGCCACAAGCAUGCCAGAAAACUCAAGGCUGUUGAAGCUGCUAAGAGCAAGCAGAGGCCACAAAGCCUGACACAGGAUGCUGUGGUGGUGUCCCCAACCCCUACUCUGGCCAGUGGAGCACCUGGAGAUCUACAGAACAAAGCAGUUCCUGCAGGCCCUCCACUCCAGCAGCCAUUGACCCCGGACCCCCCAUCCAGGGAACCAGCCCCCUCAGACCUUUUGGAUGCUGCCUCUUCUUCUUCCUCCUCCUGCCCACCCUGCUCCCCAGAGCCUGGCAGAGAGGCACCAGGGCCUGAGCCGGUGGCGGCAGCUGUGGGAAGUGGAGUGARUGGGGAAGGCAGGAGCGAAAAGGGGCGCCUCUACUGUCCCACAUGUAAGGUGACAGUGAACUCGACCUCCCAGCUUCAAGCUCACAACACAGGAGCCAAGCACCGGUGGAUGGUGGAAGGUCAACGAGGGACCCCCCGAAAGGGCCGGGGCCGCCCAGUAUCCCGGGGAGGGGCUGGACACAAGGCCAAGAGAGUGACAGGGGGUCAGGGUGGCCGGCAGGGCCCUAGUCCCCCUUUCCACUGUGCUCUCUGUCAGCUCCAGGUCAAUUCAGAGACCCAGCUCAAGCAGCACAUGAGCAGCAGGAGGCAUAAAGACCGCUUGGCUGGGAAGCCCCCAAAGCCCUCCAGCCAGCACAGCAAGCUGCAGAAGCACGCAGCGCUGGCUGUGAGUAUCCUCAAGUCUAAACUGGCCUUGCAGAAGCAACUCACCAAGACGCUGGCGGCCCGCUUCCUGCCCAGCCCACUGCCCACUGCUGCYGCUGCCAUCUGUACCCUGCCAGGACCCCUGGCCCUCCGGCCUGCCCCCACAGCAGCCGCUACCCUCUUCCCAGCUCCCAUCCUGGGCCCAGCUCUUUUUCGCACUCCAGCAGGAGCCAUCCGCCCUGCCACGGGACCCAUUGUCUUUGCCCCCUAUUAGCUCUACUGAGGAGGCCAAGGCUGAUUCCCAAACAGCCAUUACUGUCUCCCCCAAGACACCUCCGUUUCCUGCAUCCCACAGGACUGCCUUUUACAACUUGGGGGAGGGGGGGUCCUGCCCAGUCUAGGAAGAACUGGGCUAGUUAAGGGCAGCUACCUUUGCUCCAUCUGGACUGGGAUUCACCAGGUGUCCGUCCAGCCCUCACCCUCCUUUUCAGGUCCUUCCAAGGCUAGUCCUAGGCUCACCUGCAUUUCCCAGCCUGAUAAAUCCCAAAGAUCUAUGCAGAACCCCAGCCUCGUGGUGCUGUCAUUUCCCCGAGACCUAUACCCACAUGGCCAGGCUCUGGACAUCUGAGCUCCCAUAAGCAGCCUCGCCWGGCCUGCGGACAAGUCUCUGACCUCUACCCCAUGCUUUGGAGAAAUCACUGGAAAUAGGGAUGGGGUCUCAAGCUGGAGAGUUCAAGGCUUUCAUGACAAGGUGACUCUGGGAUGUGUAGAGAACCACAGAGGAGAAAGAACUCCAAAUACUCUGGAUCAAGCAGUGCUAGGGUGGAGUAGAGCCAGGGCAGGCCCACCUGCUUUCAGAUGAGGCUAGGAUAAGAGUAGGUCAAGGUGGAACUGUGUGUCCAGACUCAAGUGAGCCAUCCCAUACAGCUUUCCCUUCUGACUUCUGGACCCCAGCUCUGGGGGACACUGGGUCCCCCUUGGACUAUGGAUUCAGCUAACACCAAAUCUGCCCCCCCACACCCCCAGGGCUCCAACAUGAAUAGUUCCCCACCCCAGACURGUCCUCAGCACUAAGUUCAGCUUUCCUUCUUCCCAAGCACCCCUCCCACUGUAAAGCUGAAUGCUGGGAUGUAGUCUGAUACUCUCACAGACCCACUUCUGGGCUGCCAGUCAGUGUCAAAUCCUAUCCACCCGACCCCAGCACUGUCCCCUCAUCCCACAAUAUGGGACUUUGCCAGUGUCCACCUGUAUCUUUUUUGAAAGGUAUUUCCAAUGGGAGAACAAGAAAAAAAGGGGAGGGGAGGAAACUUUUUGAUAAUAGCAAUUGUGGUUUUAUUGUGUCCAACAUAUCAAUAAAUGAACUUUGAGCCUGAGCCUGUAGAUGCCCUCUCCUUGCCCAACCCAGGACAUCUGCCCCUGCUUACCUCUCCCAUUCUGGGGAGAAGGGGCAUGUACUGGAGGACACCUGGCUAGUGUCUCACCUAUUAGUGUGCACACCAGAAGCAUGAAGAGGGCACUGGAAGGUUGGAGGUUUUAAGCUCACUUGAUAGCACAUCUGCGUGAGUAGCUACYCUUCCGAGCCCCAACGAAAGACCUGGGAGCUCCUAGGAAGCUGCUAGUGAUUUGCCUGGUUCUGUUCAGACAUCUGAGGUAAGAAGGGCUAGAGAAGCACCUUGUCCGGCCUUCACCAUKGCAGCAAGCAUAUAAAUAUAGGUGAUAUAAAUAGUCCAGCUACUAGCUGAAAACAACCAGAGGAAGRGAUGAAGACCAGCCCUCAAGGACAGGUGGAUAGAUUGGGCACUGAGUGUGGAGUGUACUCCUGCCCCCUGGUGGUUGGAGGAAGAGACAUGUCCAGCCUCCAGGGCUGGCAGACAUAGCACCUUGAAGAGRGAGAAGCAAGGGGGCCAGUCACAGGUGGCUCAAGCCUCUGGCUUUAGAAAGUCAUCCAGCUGGAAAGGAUGUAGAUCGUCUAAGCAACUCCUAUCACUUACAGAUGAGAAAAUCAACACCUAGAGGGGAAUGACCUUGCUGGGUCAUAGCUUGCUGCUUAGCCCAGUCAUCUCUCCAUUCAACCUCAACCAAAGAGGCCCAUCUGCUCUCCAAACAGGAAGAGGAAGUGAAACAAUUGGGAGCAGGGGAAGAAUUCAUACAGAAAACAAUACUCCUAGGUGACUAGCCUCUUCCAGCCAAGGAUAGGCCAGGAAAAAGGUUAGGUGAGGGAUGGGGCUUCUCCUAAUACUAAUACAAGUAAGCACAAGUACACCACGCAUACAAUACCUGGAUACCCAUUCUCAAAGUCCAAGAUAGUGCCUUAAGAGUGAGAGUGAGAGAGAGAGAGAGAGAGAGAAAGUGUGUGUGUAUGUCUGUUACUGGCAGGAAGCUCAGGAAGUUGGGACCCUAUAAUAGGACCCAAAUCCUAAAUUGGGCACUUUCAGUAUGAUAGCUCUAUUUCCUGUCCAGGGCAGAUAGAAGGGAUGCUGACCCACAACUCUAGGCAA